AUGGCUGCCGUGGCUUCCCUGAACAUUUGCCUUAUCAUAAUGGAGGCGGUUUCGACUAUUCUGGUUUUUAAGGGUCAGGAGAAGGCCUCGGACAAUGGCGCUGCUACCGCUGACAACAAAAAAUCCAUUACAGACUACGUGAAGGAUGGCGGCCGGGACUGUGGACCCAUAUCCAUGGGCGCUGCAACCACGGUGAACCAGCGGCAGUUAAGUGUCGAGACAGGGGUUGUCCAGCCCUUGGGAUUGAAUGGAGCAGUAGUCUACGACAUGGAGCAGUAUCACAAGGAGUACCAGCUGUAUCUAAAGAGCCAGCAGUUGUCCACUUCCGAUCAAGCAACAGGCGCGGAAGCGAGCGAAGGCAUGGAGGGUAAAUACGACGACCCGUUACAAGAGUCGUCAUACAAGAUCGAGGCUCCAAUGGAUGGCCCCCAUGAAGGAUCCUCGUCAGCUGUACCUCCAAGGCCCACUAUAGAAGGACACUUUCCUCACACUCCUUCAAUACCUCCUCAUUUAGAGGUAGAGCCCUUUACGCCCUCGAUGAAGGGCCACACACAGCCGCCGGCAAUACCAUUAUCAGGUAGCAGCGACCUGGUCCAUCCGAUUCUGGCCAUUCCAGCACAGCAGACGUCGCCAACCCCGAGCAUUGACGUACGUGGGCUCUUGCCGGUCGAUGUUCAAUUACGGGCCAACCCCUAA
Molecule: messenger RNA, 696 nt
Organism: Gamsiella multidivaricata
Lineage: Eukaryota; Fungi; Mortierellomycota; Mortierellomycetes; Mortierellales; Mortierellaceae
Exons: 1
Coding region: 1-696 (231 amino acids)
Source: RefSeq, a predicted model, not a curated record